AUGAAGACUGUCGCCAUUGCCAUCGUCUCUCUGGCUUCUCUCACCGUCGCCGUCCCGGCCGACAAUACGCAGCAGUGCAAGCCCGCCACCUACCAGUGCGGGCCGGGCAACCCCAGCACGUCGUGGGAUGUGUGCAACACCAGCGGCCAGUGGGUGUUCGCGGGCACAUGCCCCCCGAAGACGGUCUGCAAGUUUGAUGCGCAGAACGGCAGCCCCUACUGCGUCCCUCCCAGCUAUACCAUCUCGUGA
Molecule: messenger RNA, 249 nt
Organism: Purpureocillium lilacinum
Lineage: Eukaryota; Fungi; Ascomycota; Sordariomycetes; Hypocreales; Ophiocordycipitaceae
Source: RefSeq, a predicted model, not a curated record